Molecule: messenger RNA, 1347 nt
Organism: Anopheles cruzii
Lineage: Eukaryota; Metazoa; Arthropoda; Insecta; Diptera; Culicidae
Exons: 1
Coding region: 91-1347 (418 amino acids)
Source: RefSeq, a predicted model, not a curated record
CAAAAAACAACAUCGCUAAGGAAAAUCCGUCGUGUGAACCGGGAGAAAAAUGAUUCGCACAAAAUUACGCCGACUGCAGACAUAAGUAGCAUGUCCGGAAGCCGCAGGCAAACGUUGGUGCGGAAAAGUAAUGAUGCGCGGGUUACAUACGGCGAUACGGCCAGUGACGAAGAUGACGAAGAAUCGGAUACGCUGACCGAGCUAUCGCGGGAGUCACUAACAAGCAGUCAAGGCCGCAGCAGCAUUGGGUCGAUUCCCUGGGCAGAGGAUGCCAUCAAGCAGAAUCAAACCGAAUGGGAACGUAUUGACCGAAUGUUUUACGGUGAGGAGGAGUUACCCACGGAACCGAAGCUUCGGGAAGAAAUCCUCGAGUGGACCACCGUUUUUCCCUACUUGCGCGUUUCGGGAAAGCCAAUCCCUAUCGUCGAGUCGGUCCACGCUAAGGCGAACGAUCCGUUCCAUGAAGAGGUGUAUGCCGUGGAUCCGGCUCCGAUCAGUCGAUCACGAUCGUCGCGAUCCGGCAAAGACGGCAAGCACGCGACGGCGAGGGACAUACAAUGUGAGCUGAGUUCGUGUGAGCUGGACAAAUGUCUGUACAUCAGCUCGGGAGUGCUCCGGAACACGCACGCCAAAGUUGGGCGACGCUUGGGCGUGGAAAUCGCGCCCGAGUUUGUAGAUAGAAACGAGAAGCCUUUCAGCAAGGUCAAACCUCUCAACAGUCUGAUGGUACCUCAGGUGCCCAUGGUGCCCCUCGGUACGCUUGGGCUCUUAAUUUCUACCCACUCCAUCGGGGCUGGCAACUAUCACGCCGUAACCGGCAGCAGGAAUUGCAGUGCACAAUCAGUGUCAUUCUUAAGCCACAACAACACCGAAGCCAGCAACAAUGGUGGACGGAGCAGAAACAUAAACUUGCACCGGAAGCUAGCACCCUUGCCGCACCGGCCGCAUCAGCAGCAGCAGCACUACAAGCACUCGAAGCCGCACGAAACGACAAUACUGUCCGCAUCCGCUUCGGCCACACACAAUCGCAUUCCACCGUUGGCAAAGAAUUACAAAUUUUUGGUACAAAACAGCCACGUUGCGCCGACGCUGCUGGCCGAGAUCGAGCAGCGGCACAGUAAACUUAACGUCGUGAAAUCCGCUACCACUCGGUACGUGGCAUCGUCACCAACGAAACAAAUUUUCGCCUUGCCAACGUUGAGCGGAAUCGAGGCGUUGGCCCAUCAUAACCGCUUAGCCGGUGGCACGAUGCUGGAUCAGAGUCCUGACAAGAGGCGAACAUUUCGGUCCGAAGUGAUCGGGCGAUCGAUAUCCGCCGCGGUAACGCAGAAAGGAAACCCUAUCUAA